This is a messenger RNA of Aplosporella prunicola CBS 121167, 1646 nucleotides long. Its product is annotated as class II peroxidase. The record is from RefSeq and is a predicted model, not a curated record. Gene Ontology annotation, molecular function: peroxidase activity; heme binding. Gene Ontology annotation, biological process: response to reactive oxygen species; hydrogen peroxide catabolic process; cellular response to oxidative stress. The transcript has a single exon. Bases 340 to 1428 code for a protein of 362 amino acids. NCBI's taxonomy places the organism in Eukaryota, Fungi, Ascomycota, Dothideomycetes, Botryosphaeriales, Aplosporellaceae.
CACCACUCGUGCCCACUUCUAGCAUGGAUAUCCCCUCGGCCGAUGCCGUCCCAAGGGAACCUGUCCACACCCCAUCUCUGCUCAUAUCAUGGCAGCUGACUCACUGCACACCGCGCCUGUCCUACACAUGCCAACCAUGGGAAUGCUGGACCUGCGGCUUGUGUUUGGACACAUACUCGGGGCUUGGAAAGCAGCAGGAUAGACCCUACACGAUUUAACAUGGCGAAUAUAAAGUUGUUGCCUCCCUUCGGGAAAGAUACCGCUCAGAAGGCACCUAGUUGAUUGAGAAGGUACUCGCAUCGAAUCCCUCAUCAAAUUCGCUUUUCAACUUCGUCGGCGAUGCAUUUCUCGCGCUUCAUCCUCGCCGCAGCACUCGGUGCUACCUUCGUCGAGGCCUCUUCAGCUGGUCAUCGUGGCCCUCCGUCUGACAGCGAUGAUGACAAUACCAAUAUCAAUUCCCCGUCUGGGCCCAGCGACGAGCCCUCUGCUCCCAGCGAUAUCACCUCAACACCAUUCCAGAGCUCCUCCGCACCAAGCAACCCCCCCUCGCUCCCCAGCAACGGCUCCUGCCCUCCCGUCUGGAACGAUGUCUCCUCGGCUUUAAGCGCCGUCUUCCUCGAUAACGGCCAAUGCAGCGAUCUCGCCCGCGCCGCCAUUCGAUACGCCUUCCACGACGCCGGCGCCUUCUCCAUGAGCCUGCCCUUCUACCCCCCUGCGGCCGGCGGCGCAGACGCCUCGCUUCUGCUCUCCCCCGACGAGAUCUCCCGCGGCGAGAACAACGGCCUGCAAAAGUACCACGGCUUCCUGCAGCACUUCUACGCGCAGUACCGCGACCGCGGCGUCGGCGCCGCAGACCUGAUCCAGUUUGCCGGCGCCCACGCCAUCGCUACGUGUCCCUCCGGGCCCGUCGUGCGCGCCCUCGUCGGCCGGACCGACGCGACCACCGCCGCGCCGCCGGGUCUUCUCCCUGCCGGCUUCGGGCCAAACUCCGCCCAGGACGUUCUCCUAGCCCUGUUUGAGGACAAAGGCUUCAGCGCGACGGACCUAGCCGCUCUCAUCGGCGCGCACACGGCCUCGCGCUCCUUCACGCAGAGGGAAAUCCGCUCCGGCACGCCGCAGGACUCGACGCCGGGGCAGUGGGACGUGCGCUACUACGCCGAGACGUACGACCCGCCGCGAGGCGUGCAGUCCUUCGAGUCGGACAUCAACCUGUCGAGCCCGAACACGACUGUUGGCCGCGAAUUCGCCGCCUUCGUCGGCAAUCAGGGCAAGUGGAACGGCGCGUUUGUGGCUGCGAUGGAGCAUCUGAGCGUGCUGGGUAUUCCGCAGGAGGAUGUUGCGCGCUUCGUGGACUGCACCGGUGCGCUGCCGAAGGGGACACAUGCUCGUAAUGUGAGGGCGAUGCCGAUUAAUGAUCGUGCGCGAUGAGUAAGGUUCGGUCGUGUGGUUUUUGCUUCUUUAUUACUUUCCGGCGAUCUUAAUUCGGUGAUGGAGCCGGGCAUUCAGGAGCGCAUUGUCGGGUUCGAGUUGAAGCAUGUAGAAGCCCUUCCAUUCUCCACUUUCUACUUCUGCUGCCUGCAUGUAGACAGUCCGAUAGCAUUCUGGUUUCCUUGAUGACGUGUAGUCGGUUGCUCUUUGUUUAGUUA